GAGGGGAGACCUCCAGUGUCCCUGAUGCCCUCACCUACAAGAUGUGCAGCUUGUAACCCUGCACGUCAAUGAGCUGCAACUUGAAAUGGGUGAAUUCCAGGUCAUCCAGCAGUUGGAGGAGGUGAUAGAUAUGACACGAAGAGAGGUUAAAAAUGAGAAGGAAUUUGUCUCCAGGAAGCUCAAACACAGCACAACAGUUUUGCUGUCUCUGUCUAGAUAUUUAAGAAGUGGAGCGAGGGAUUCAAUCGAUCAUCCUUCCUGCUCAGACUGUGGGGAGAGAUUCACUCGGUCAUUUGACCAACUGGCAACCCGUCAUUUUACACAGGAGAAAGGCCUUUCACCUGCUCAGUCAGUGGGAAUGGAUUCACUCGGUUAUCACAAUUGAAGGUACAUCAGCAAGUUCACACUGGGCAAGGCCAUUCAACUGUUCUCUGUGUGAGAAGGGGUUCAGUCGGUCAUCCCACCUGUGGACACACCAGUCAGUUCACACCACACUGGGCAGAGGCUGGUCAUCUGCUGAAUUUCUGGGAAAGGAUUCACUCAGUCAUCUGACCUAAUGGCUCACCAGCGAGUUCACACUGGGGAGAAACCGUUCACCUGCUCAGUCUGUGGGAAAGGAUUUACACAGUCAUCUACCCUACUGGUACAUCAGCGAGUUCACACUGGGGAGAAGCCGUUCACCUGCUCGGAAUGUGGGAAGGGAUUUAAUCAGUCAUCCCAACUACAGAGACAUCAGCGAGUUCACACUGGGGAGAAGCCGUUCACCUGCACAGUCUGUGGGAAGGGAUACGCUGACUCUUCCACCCUGCAGAGUCAUCAGCGAGUUCACUCUGGAGAGAGACCGUUCACCUGCUCAGAAUGUGGGAAGGGAUUCACUGAUCCAUCCACCCUACAGAGUCAUCAGCGAAUUCACACUGGAGAGAAGCCGUUCACCUGCUCAGUCUGUGGGAAGGGAUUCACUCAGUCAUCCCACCUACGGAGUCACCAACGAGUUCAUACUGGGGAGAGGCCGUUCACCUGCUCAGUCUGUGGGAAGGGAUUCACUCGGCCAUUCCACCUACAGAGUCAUCAGCGAGUUCACACUGGGGAGAGGCCAUUCACCUGCUCAGUCUGUGGGAAGGGAUUCACUCAGUCAUCCGACCUACUGGUACAUCAGCGAGUUCACACUGGGGAGAAGCCGUUCACCUGCUCAGUCUGUGGGAAGGGAUUCACUCUGUCAUCUACCCUACUGGUACAUCAGCGAGUUCACACUGGGGAGAAGCCGUUCAACUGCUCAGUCUGUGGGAAGGGAUUCACUCUGUCAUCUACCCUACUGGUACAUCAGCGAGUUCACACUGGGGAGAAGCCGUUCACCUGCUCAGUCUGUGGGAAGGGAUUCACUCGUUCAUCCCACCUACGGAGUCACCAGCGAGUUCACAGUGGGGAGAAGCCGUUCGCCUGCUCAGUCUGUGGGAAGGGAUUCACUCGGUCAUUCACCCUACAGAGACAUCAGCGAGUUCACACUGGGGAGAAGCCAUUCACCUGCUCAGUCUGUGGGAAGGGAUUCACUCGGUCAUUCACACUACAGAGUCAUCAGCGAGUUCACACUGGGGAGAGGCCGUUCACCCACUGAGAAUGUGGGAAAGGAUUCACUCAGUCAUUCCACCUACUGGCACACCUGUCAGCUCACAAUGGGGAGUGGCCAUUGUUAUGAAUCCCUAGGUUUUGUUUGCUGUGGACUGUCAUUUUAAGAGAGAGAGAGAGAGAGAGAGAUUAAGAAGGCAAAUCAGUCUGACUUGCAGCUUGUUUACAUCGUGUGCAGCUUGUUUAGUUUUAACCGAGGACACAGACACUCAGAGUCAGACGGAGACGAAGGAGGAAAAAUGGAAGGAUUGAAACCAGGGAACUAGUGGCCAAGGGUCACUGUUUGGAACUUUCCUUUGCCCACAAGGGUGGAUUCACCUUACAUCGAAUGUGUGGCUGUCACCUCAUUUGAUCCAUAGGAGUGGAUCUGAUUUGGGGUAUCCUGUGGAGACUACUUAUGUGUUAACCAUUGCCUGGCUGUGGUGUGGUAAUUCAUUAAGACGAUACCCCUUAUGACAAGUCACUUCGGGUGAUAAUUAGUAUGUGGAUUUGGAAGGAUGACAGAUAAAAUCUACAGUGACUGUUGGUCUCAUUUUACCACCAUGAAAACUGUGGAAUAUGACAUAAUUGCCUUCUCUCAACAUUUACCCUGGAUUACAAAUAUCUCUCUCUCAUCACCUAUUAUGUAGUUGAACUGAACUUUCAUACUUUACCAUCUCAAGACUCCAAGUCUUGUUUCCCCCGAGCUCAAUAGUUUGGGAGUUUUAGUUAUACACAUUUAUACACAUUUAUACACACAACACUCUCGAGGAAAUCUGCAGAUGCUGGAAAUUCAAACAACACACACAAAAUGCUGGUGGAACACAGCAGGCCAGGCAGUAUCUAUAAGAAGAACUGUUGAUGUUUCAGGCUGAGACCCUUCGUCAGGACUAACUGAAAGGAAAGAUACUAAGUGAUAUGAAGGUAGUGGGGGGAGGGUGAAAUACGAAAUGAUAGGAGAAGACCAGAGGUGGUGGGAUGAAGCUAAGAGCUGGAAAGGUGAUGGGCGAACAUGAUACAGAGCUGGAGAUGGGAGAGGACCAUUGGACAGGAGGCCUCGGGAGAAAGAAAGGUGGGGGGAAGCACCAGAGAGACAUGGAAAACAGGCAAACAAUUAAAUAUGUCAGUGAUGGGGCAAGAAGUGGAAGAGGGGCAUUAACGGAAGUUAGAAAAGUCAAUGUUCAUUCCAUCAGGCUACCCAGCCAGUCUAUAAGGUGUCGUUCCUCCAACCUGAGUUUGGAUUAAUUUUGACAGUAGAGGAGGCCAUGGAUAGACAUAUCAGAAUGGGAAUGGGACGUGGAAAUGAAAUGUGUGGCCACUGGGAGUAGUCUGUUGCUGCUGGUUCGUUUCUAAAGCGUUACGGUUUGUAACAAAAUGGGGCCUGUGUCUGGGAUAGGAACAAAUUUAAGGAUUGAUUUAAUAUCGAUUUCAUUGGGGAAAUCCCUUUUGAUUUAUUUGUGUGUGGAAAAUCAGCAGCAAUGGAUGUUGAUAGAUAUCUGGAACCUCUCCGGCAUUAGAGGACACCAGAAGGAUUGAGUUGUUGAGUAUUGCUAAAAUGUUAAUAAUCGCUCAGGUGAAAUUGACAAUGAGGAGGGCACAGCUGCAGACGAUAAUAGCUGAACAUUAUGUAUCUGAGGGUGUGUUUAAAGUGGAGGAGUUGGAGUUUCCUGAAAGUAAACCUCAUGAGCUUGAGCUCCCGUAGAAGUUAGAACAAUUAAAGAUGGAGGCUCCGGAAAGGCAGAGGCAGUUUCAGGCUGGAGAGGCAGAAAAGCAGAAAGAAAAGUUCUCUUACAAAGUGUAAUUAAGGGGAAGGCUUAGCAAGCCUAUUCUGCUUUGACAGUUGCUGAAGCAGCUGCUUAUUUACUUAUUU
Hypanus sabinus (Atlantic stingray) is the source of this 3472-nucleotide messenger RNA. RefSeq names its product zinc finger protein 229-like. Gene Ontology annotation, biological process: central nervous system development; regulation of transcription by RNA polymerase II. The record is from RefSeq and is a predicted model, not a curated record. The transcript has 2 exons. Gene Ontology annotation, cellular component: nucleus. Bases 557 to 1612 code for a protein of 351 amino acids. Gene Ontology annotation, molecular function: RNA polymerase II cis-regulatory region sequence-specific DNA binding; DNA-binding transcription factor activity, RNA polymerase II-specific. Lineage: Eukaryota; Metazoa; Chordata; Chondrichthyes; Myliobatiformes; Dasyatidae.